UGAUAACAAAAGAUGUAUCAUCGGCAUAUAUGUUUAAAUCCUGCAUUAAUUGCAUUAUGUCAUUGACAUAUAGAAUGUAGAAGAGAGGACCUUAGGGGACAGUUAUAUUGUCACUUGGUCCGUUAUGAAUAUAAACCUUGUUAUACAAACAGAUAAGAAUGGUUACUUGAUUGGUGACAAUAUAAUAUAUUAUUUUAGUACAUCAUCGACUAGUAUUGAUAUUUCCUCAAAAGAAGUUUCUGUGAUGCCAAAAGGUAUUGCAAGCUCCCUAGAUGAGACUGGCAGCUGCAUAAGAAGCUCUUCAUCCAGAAUUAACACUGAUGAAAGACGCCUGAUACGUGUAAAAGCAUUCCUGUGCAGUAACAAUUACAUAUUCAAAUCAGAUCUGUCAAAAAAACCGUUAGUUAGUCAACGACGUUCAUUUAGUCGAGUGUUUGGUGUUGCAAAAGACUGUUAUGAAAUAUGCCUGCAGAAAUGCGGGUUAAAUAUACAAAAGAUCAGCUAUCUUGAGCUCUUGAAGCCAUAA
Messenger RNA from Acanthoscelides obtectus, 526 nucleotides. The record is from the annotation of a GenBank genome assembly. Lineage: Eukaryota; Metazoa; Arthropoda; Insecta; Coleoptera; Chrysomelidae.